AUGGACCACUGGACAAAGCCUUACAUAGUCGCCAUCAUCAUACGGGUGAUCUUCGCAGGCAUGUUCGUUAUCAACAAGGCCGCAAUAGACCACGGAUUGAACAGCUUCGUCUUCAUCUUCUACCGCCAGAUAGCCGCGUCUCUUCUCUUGCUGCCAAUUGCAGUCCUUCUCGAGAGGAGAAAUGCAAGAUCCAUGUCGUCCGCAUUGCUCUUCAAGAUCUUCGUGUGCGCCUUGAUCGGGAUUACAGUCAGCGGCACCCUGUACAACGUGAGCCUGAAGUUGACAUCAGCAACGGUGGUAGCAGCAUCAACCAACUCCAUUCCCGUGAUUACUUUCUGCUUGGCGCUUCUAUUAAGGAUGGAGGAAGUGAAGCUGAGGAGCCCAUCGGGCAUAGCCAAGCUGACUGGCGUGGCGCUCUGUCUUGCCGGCGUCUUUGUCAUUGCCUUCUACACCGGGGAGUUGCUAAGCGCCGUCAACCAUCACCAUGCCUUCGCUGUUCCCACCCAUGCCUCCUCCGCGAAAACGUUGAUGGGAGCCGCGUGGAUCAAAGGGACGUUCGUCGCCGUGGUCGCUGCCCUGGCAUAUGUCCUCUGGCUCAUCCUGCAGGCCGCCGUGCUCAAGGAGUUUCCGAACAAGAUGCUUGUGAUGGUGACACAAUGCUUGUUCAGCGUGGUGCAAUCGUUCUUAGCCGCAGUGGUAGCUGAGAGGGACUUCUCGAUGUGGAAGCUCCGGCUAGACAUCGGCUUGCUCGCGAUCUUUUACUCGGGGUUUGCGGUGGCUGGAGUGAACUACUAUCUCCAAGCAUGGUGCAUGGAGAUGAGGGGGCCUGUCUUCCUCACCGCUUGGACUCCACUCAGCUUCGUCCUAACAAUAUUCUGUUCGUCCUUCUUUCUAGGAGAGAUGGUUCACCUCGGCAGCAUUAUUGGUGGACUUCUGUUAUGUGGAGGCCUUUACAGUAUGCUAUGGGGUAAAAGCAGAGAAACAAAGACCGUGCAGUGCAACAUAGAGGCCACCACAGUCGACGACGGUGCUCAAGAUGAGGUUCACUGA
This is a messenger RNA of Miscanthus lutarioriparius, 1050 nucleotides long. The record is from the annotation of a GenBank genome assembly. Lineage: Eukaryota; Viridiplantae; Streptophyta; Magnoliopsida; Poales; Poaceae.